GCCAACGCUUUUACAAGCUCGUCAUCUUCAGCCUUGGGGAUGGCCAGCGCUUUUACAAGCUCGUUAUCUUCAGCCUUGCAGAUAUCAUGCGCUUGUGCAAGUUCGUCAUCUUCAGCCUUGCAGAUAUCCAGCGCUUUUACAAGGUCGUCAUCAUCAGCCUUGCAGAUAUCCAGCGCUUGUACAAGGUCGUCAUCAUCAGCCUUGCAGAUAUCCAGCGCUUUUACAAGUUCGUCAUCUUCAGCCUUGCAGAUAUCCAGCGCUUUUACAAGGUCGUCAUCAUCAGCCUUGCAGAUAUCCAGCGCUUGUACAAGGUCGUCAUCAUCAGCCUUGCAGAUAUCCAGCGCUUUUACAAGGUCGUCAUCUUCAGCCUUGCAGAUAUCCAGCGCUUUUACAAGGUCGUCAUCUUCAGCCUUGCAGAUAUCCAGCGCUUGUACAAGGUCGUCAUCUUCAGCCUUGCAGAUAUCCAGCGCUUUUACAAGGUCGUCAUCUUCAGCCUUGCAGAUAUCCAGCGCUUGUACAAGGUCGUCAUCUUCAGCCUUGCAGAUAUCCAGCGCUUGUACAAGGUCGUCAUCUUCAGCCUUGCAGAUAUCCAGCGCUUGUGCAAGGUCGUCAUCUUCAGCCUUGCAGAUAUCCAGCGCUUGUGCAAGGUCGUCAUCUUCAGCCUUGCAGAUAUCCAGCGCUUGUACAAGGUCGUCAUCUUCAGCCUUGCAGAUAUCCAGCGCUUGUGCAAGGUCGUCAUCUUCAGCCUUGCAGAUAUCCAGCGCUUGUACAAGGUCGUCAUCUUCAGCCUUGCAGAUAUCCAGCGCUUUUACAAGGUCGUCAUCUUCAGCCUUGCAGAUAUCCAGCGCUUUUACAAGGUCGUCAUCAUCAGCCUUGCAGAUAUCCAGCGCUUGUACAAGGUCGUCAUCUUCAGCCUUGCAGAUAUCCAGCGCUUUUACAAGGUCGUCAUCUUCAGCCUUGCAGAUAUCCAGCGCUUUUACAAGGUCGUCAUCUUCAGCCUUGCAGAUAUCCAGCGCUUGUACAAGUUCGUCAUCUUCAGCCUUGCAGAUAUCCAGCGCUUGUACAAGGUCGUCAUCUUCAGCCUUGCAGAUAUCCAGCGCUUGUACAAGGUCGUCAUCUUCAGCCUUGCAGAUAUCCAGCGCUUGUGCAAGCUCGUCAUCUUCAGCCUUGCAGAUAUCCAGCGCUUGUGCAAGGUCGUCAUCUUCAGCCUUGCAGAUAUCCAGCGCUUGUACAAGGUCGUCAUCUUCAGCCUUGCAGAUGUCCAGCGCUUUUACAAGGUCGUCAUCUUCAGCCUUGGGGAUUGCCAGCGCUUUUACAAGGUCGUCAUCAUCACCCUUGCAGAUGGCCAGCGCUUUUACAAGGUCGUCAUCUACAGCCUUGCAGAUGGCCAGCGCUUUUACAAGGUCGUCAUCAUCACCCUUGCAGAUGGCCAGCGCUUUUACAAGGUCGUCAUCUUCAGCCUUGAAGAUGGCCAGCGCUUUUACAAGUUCGUCAUUCUUUUCCAUGAAGAUGUUCAGCGUUUUGACAAGGUCGUUAAUUUCAUCCAUGGAGAUGGCCAACGCCUUAACAAAGUCGUCAUUUUCUUUCUUGGACAUGGCCAGCGCUUUGAAAAGGUUGUUAUUUUCUUCCAUGAAGAUGUCCAGCGCUUUUACAAGGUCGUUAUUUUUAUCCCUGGAAAUGGCCAGCGCUUUGACUAAGUCGUUAUUUUCUUCCUUGAACAUGUCCAGCGCUUUUACAAUGUCGUUAUUUUCAUCCUUGGAAAUGUCCAGCGCUCUGACAAGAUCGUUAUUUUCAGCCUUGGAUAUGGCCAGCGCCUUGACAAUGUCGAUAUUUUCAUCCUUGGAAAUGUCCAGCGCUCUGACAAGAUCGUUAUUUUCAGCCUUGGAUAUGGCCAGCGCCUUGACAAUAUCGUUAUUUUCAUUCUUGGAAAUGUCCAGCGCUCUGACAAGAUCGUUAUUUUCAGCCUUGGAUAUGGCCAGCGCCUUGACAAUGUCGUUAUUUUCAUCCUUGGAAAUGUCCAGCGCUCUGACAAGAUCGUUAUUUUCAGCCUUGGAUAUGGCCAGCGCCUUGGCAAUUUCGUUAUUUUCAUCCUUGGAAAUGUCCAGCGCUCUGACAAGAUCGGUAUUUUCAGCCUUGGAUAUGGCCAGGGCUCUGACAAGAUCGUUAUUUUCAUCCUUGGAAAUGUCCAGCGCUCUGACAAGAUCGUUAUUUUCAUCCUUGGAAAUGUCCAACGCUCUGACAAGAUCGUUAUUUUCAGCCUUGGAGAUUUCCAGCGCUUUGAUAAGGUCGAUAUUUUCAUCCUUGGAAAUGUCCAACGCUCUGACAAGAUCGUUAUUUUCAGCCUUGGAGAUUUCCAGCGCUUUGAUAAGGUCGAUACUUUCAUCCUUGGAAAUGUCCAGCGCUCUGACAAGAUCGUUAUUUUCAGUCUUGGAGAUUUCCAGCGCUUUGAUAAGGUCGAUACUUUCAUCCUUGGAAAUGUCCAGCGCUCUGACAAGAUCGUUAUUUUCAGCCUUGGAUAUGGCCAGCGCUUUGAUAAGGUCGUUAUUUUCUUGCCGGGAGAAAGACACGACUUUUUGCUGCCUGUCAAUUUCAUUCCUAGCGUUAGACAGAUCACUAAGCAGGCCGUGGUUUCUUCCUGGAAUAAGGACACGAAUUUUCGGAGCCUGUGAAUUAUUUUUCCAGCGUUAGAUAAGUCACUGAGCAGGACGCUAUUUUCGCGUCGCGAUAAGUGCAGGUCAUUGAUCAGGCCGCUGUUUUCUUCCUCCAGCGCUAAUCUUUGCUGCUCUUUCUCUCUCAAGCC
Messenger RNA from Eriocheir sinensis (Chinese mitten crab), 2800 nucleotides. RefSeq lists its product as uncharacterized. The transcript has 3 exons. The coding region runs from base 40 to 2688 and encodes 882 amino acids. The record is from RefSeq and is a predicted model, not a curated record. Lineage: Eukaryota; Metazoa; Arthropoda; Malacostraca; Decapoda; Varunidae.